AAGCCUUGUGAGCUGGUUCAGCAGCCAGCUCAUAUCAACGAGUGACCUGCCACACAAGCUGUGCAUACAUGCGCUUCUCCAUGUUCUUGAUUAGAUCUGUGUAGUGUAGCUGGCUCAAGAAUAACGCGAUGGUUAAACAAUCGAAGGUUUUCUGUAGCUUGUCAUCGGGAGUGGUUCACGUCCUGCAUGUCUUUGGCGACAAAUUCCAUCGACCGAAGAACGGCUUAAUUAAAGCGACGAAGCUACUUUUUCAAACCACUGACAUUUCGUAUCGCAGUUGGUUGUUCAUCCAGACAAUCGUGCCUCUGGACUGUGUCAAGAAGGGCAUGUUGAGUAGGCAGGAAGUGAUCGGAACAAAGAGGCAGGGUGAUGCCCCCAGCGAAGAUUUACGCGGAUCACUAUUUUGGUGCCAUCAUCCCUCGACCCAGGAGCAGGUACCUCUCGAAAACAUGCUGCAUUCAAUAGCAGUACAUGCAAUUGAUCAAGCGAAUGCCUGGAGAUGAACACAUGAGAGAAAUUGGAGGAUGCAAAGCAGACAUGAACGAAGCAAUGUACUUGAAUUGGAAGGUCGAUUAUCCGGGUUGCGAAGGACCUUGAGACUAGAGCAGAUCUGCUGGUGAGACGAGACUAGAGACGAGGGCAAUACGUGAAACCAAGGGUUAGUGCUGGAUCGGAUCUACGAGGGCCAUCAUGACUUGCACAUUGAAGUCGGCGACGACAGUCGGACGGU
This is a messenger RNA of Aureobasidium subglaciale EXF-2481, 730 nucleotides long. RefSeq lists its product as uncharacterized. The coding region runs from base 129 to 503 and encodes 124 amino acids. The transcript has a single exon. The record is from RefSeq and is a predicted model, not a curated record. Lineage: Eukaryota; Fungi; Ascomycota; Dothideomycetes; Dothideales; Saccotheciaceae.